This is a messenger RNA of Capsaspora owczarzaki ATCC 30864, 652 nucleotides long. RefSeq lists its product as hypothetical. Gene Ontology annotation, biological process: protein K11-linked ubiquitination; anaphase-promoting complex-dependent catabolic process. Gene Ontology annotation, cellular component: anaphase-promoting complex. NCBI's taxonomy places the organism in Eukaryota, Filasterea, Ministeriida, Capsasporidae. The transcript is spliced from 5 exons. The coding region runs from base 42 to 605 and encodes 187 amino acids. The record is from RefSeq and is a predicted model, not a curated record.
UGUUUUUGUAUUCCUUGUCUCAGUUCACGUUUCACAAAAUCAUGAAUGGCUUCAUUCGAAACACAAGUGCGGCCGUUGCCGAGCUGCCCGAGCCGCCAAACCAUGACCAGAAGCCCCGCCGCUGCGUCAACCACCUGGGCAUGUGGAGCGUAUCCUCUGCAAAGCACGGAUGCGGCAUGCAAGCCAUGCUCGACAACACCCCAACGACCUACUGGCAAUCGGAAGGGCAGCAACCGCAUCACAUCUCCGUCCAGUUUGAAAAGCGAAUGGCCAUUCAGGAAGUCUGGCUCUACCUCAAUUACAAGAGCGAUGAAAGUUACACGCCGUCCAAGAUUACGUUGGCAGUUGGCACCAACGUACUCGACUUGGAGGAGUGCUCAAUUCUUUCGGUAACCCAGCCAGACGGGUGGGUAUGUUUUCCCCUACCAGCAGGAACGGACCUCGUCUAUGGCAACCUAUUCCGCAUGUUCAUCACUGCCAACCACGAUAAUGGACGCGACAGUCACGUCCGGCAAGUCAAGUUGAUGGCACCACCAAGCGCAUUUCUGCCACCAGUGCUCCAGUUUCAGAAUGUUGAUUGGGCUCAACACGCAAGCUUACGGUGAUAGUUUUUUUAAUUGUAUAAACGUUGAAUCAACUAUGCAAAACAAAA